CGUGAAAAUUACUAUACAGUGUAGACGUUAUACACUAUACAGUAUACACAGUAACUAGGUAGUCAUCGCAAUUGCGGAACCACGGCUUCCGUCUCUGAAAAUGAAACUUGCAUGCGCAAGAUGCAAAACGAAGAAGAUCAAGUGCGACAAGGCAGAAGGCGCAUGCCACAACUGUGCCAUGGCCCAGGCCAACUGCGUUUACCUUGAACGCAGGCCGAAGCCCCGGAUCAUGCAGAACAGCGUUGGCACCCUUAGUCGACGCCUUGAGAUGCUGGAGGCUCGUCUACGGAGGACGGAAGGCGCUGCCACUGCUCCUCCAUCCAGUGAUUCUCCUAGCCUUAGCCAUUCAACGUCGCCGGCUGGAUCCGAGCCUUUUCCUGUCAGCGGUUUUUCUCAUGCUAGUAACGAAAAUGACUCCUUCAUCUACGACCUUGCGAGCCAUGCAAAGCACACGUUCGAACAAGCCAACGCAUCUCGCCAUGCCAGCUCAGUAUGCACACCAUCCCUCCCGGGCGCAGACAGUGCAAUACGUGACUUGAGCGACGCUUUGGAGCAGCUCGCAAAUCUCAAGGUUCGAGCCAACCCAAGCGAACCUGGCUGCCAUGAGCUCUCUAUCUCACGAGACAUAGCAAAGGCUUCCGUCAAGGACUUCCUGGAUUCUCUUUCCUUUCUAUUCGAGCCUGGAUCCACCGCAGGGCCUUUUGAUGUGUCCAUUCUGCACUUCAUGCCCGAGAUCGUACAAUCGCCCCAUGUGCAGAUCGAUCCAGUCAUGCGCGUGCUGUACUACAACGCUUUGUAUUUCGGCUUGCACCGGCAAAGUGUCGGACAGGUUCAGGAGCAAGCACAGGCAGCCUACUACAAAUGUCUCGAAGCCGUUCCGCAGUGGCUCCAUGUUGCACGAGGGUCGAUUCCAGAUGUAUUCACGGCCUGCUUUACGACUUGGCUCGCCAUUAAUAAUUUUGACUAUCAGCUGGCGUGGAAAUUCCACUGCCAGUCAUGUCAAUUUGUCACAGCUGCGGGUAUCCACCGUCUAGAUAUGCUACCUGCCCAGAGCCACGAAGAAGAAGAUCAGCGCAAUGCGUUGCGCUGCAUUUACUGGCAUGUUCUACAGACCGACUUCCUCUUCAGGAUGUCUUAUGGGAAGCCUUCAGCCCUUCCACGAUCUACAGACACAGUCAAUCCGCCAUCACUCCUUACUAGAGCCGCACCACACCCCAGCCGUUCAUCCACUGCCCUCUACGUCGUUUGGUUUAGAUGUACCCUCAUGACCAAGGAUCUGUUCAAACUGAUCGACAGUCGUGCGCCUGGCGACACCUCCGACGACAUACCUCGAGAGGUGGAUGAGUACUGCAGGAAACUUGAAGAUUUGCUUGCUGAGUGGGACCUUGAAGGGCUCGCAAAAUCUCCUUCUGAGUCGUCUGCAUAUGCCUACUUACUUGCCGAUCUUGCCAUCACCAUACAUAUGAGCAUCAUGGGCGUCAAGCGCAUGAUGCGUCGGCCCCAGGAUAGGCAGACAAGCGAUAGCGUCUCAUUGAGAGCUGCCAGGAACAUUGUGGGCUUGAUCUUACACUUCAGCCCACAGCCUUCCACCAUGAUGUGUGAUACAGUGGGCUUUGCCUUCACGCACUUCAUCAGCUUUUACCCGUUUUGCGCCGUGUUCGCCUUAUACGAGCAUGUCUUCACUUCUGCGGGCUCAAAAGAAUGUGAGGCAGAUAUUCAAGCUCUCGAACGUAUCGGAGCUGUCAUGGAGCGGGCUAGCAACGUACACACUGACUUCGUUUCGCUCUCUCGUAUUUUCAACUCAUUGAACAGGAUUUCAAAGAUUACACUCGAUGAUCAGCGCCGAAACGCAGGCGCAACGAGCGAGAAUUAUCCAGCAGCGGCGCCCGGCGCUCAAUCGCAAAUCUCUCGCGACCCAAUCUCCGAUAUGGAGACUGGGACUACGACAGAUCCUCAAAGCGCGCAGCAAGAGCCAAUAAUGCCACCCCUACAGGGGGUGGGUGCUCUCCAACCCAGAAUGCAAGGAAGCUACUUAUCUCACUUUCCUGGAGACGGAUCUGGAGGUUUAGAUAUUCAGAUGCAUGGGACAAUGCCAAGUUUCGAAGAUGGCUUCGAACCACUCAGUCUAGUGCGGGCUCUGGAAUCGGACAUUAUGGAGAAGAACUGGCACGAUGAGUGGUGGGAGGUUGACAAUGUGCCAUGUGACACACCAGAAAACAGCAACAUGACCUUUUGAAUCGGCUUUUAGGGAGUUUGGGGAUGGACCAACUGCAAAGGAGGUGGGUCAGGGCAUCGUGAGGUGUCAGUUGCUUGCAAUAGCCUCCACCCUUUCGGCUACAGUCUCGAGCAUGGCUGAUUAGAUACCCGGUAUCUAUGACUGAUUGUGGCGAUCUAAAAAUCUCUUGUAUUUACUAGAUACUUGUAUUUUGUAUUUUGUACUAGGUUGAUC
Aaosphaeria arxii CBS 175.79 is the source of this 2449-nucleotide messenger RNA. RefSeq lists its product as uncharacterized. The record is from RefSeq and is a predicted model, not a curated record. Gene Ontology annotation, molecular function: zinc ion binding; DNA-binding transcription factor activity, RNA polymerase II-specific. The coding region runs from base 101 to 2236 and encodes 711 amino acids. NCBI's taxonomy places the organism in Eukaryota, Fungi, Ascomycota, Dothideomycetes, Pleosporales. The transcript has 9 exons. Gene Ontology annotation, biological process: regulation of DNA-templated transcription.